AUGGCAGCAACAGAGGCCUCAGAUGGUGUAGAAUUUAUUGAGUCAGUUGAUUUGUUCAACAUGCUUCAACAAGGAAUUGAUUAUUCCUGCUUGAGUGAUACGAAUUAUCUGUAUUUAAUUGAUGCUAGAAAAAAAGCUGACUACAAUGAAAGUCACAUUAUCACAGCCAAACUGGCCCCAAGAAAGGAAGAUGGAACGUUUUUGAUUCCGUAUGAUGCAGAAAUAGAAUGCAAAAAGAAUAUCAUAGUGUAUGACGGCAAUACCGGUGAAAUCAUAGGACCCUCUGAGGCCAUUGAUUGUGCGUUGCUGUUUUGGAAAGUUGGAAGCAGGGGCACCAUUAAGAUCUUAAGAGGAGGUUACGAGGAGUUUUCUGCCUUGUACCCAUUUCUGAGGACCCAGAAAAUUCUGUACACUCCUAGGGAACUAGAUGAAAUCAAAACUUACCCACUGGAAAUAUUACCUGGCUUGUUGUAUCUGGGAAACUGGAGACAGGGGAAUUCCCCACAGGUCCAGAAAGAUAUGAAGAUACGAGGACACAUCAACUGCUGUGUCGAAGCAGAGACUAUGUUUACCGAACCAAACCCACAUUUGCUGCACAUCCAAGUAAAUGAUGACAACGAAGAAGAUUUGUACAGCCAUUUCAACGCUGCAUGUGCCUUUACUGAUUACCACUUUGAUGAGCUUUUCGCCGUGCUUGUUUUUGACACUAUAGGGAUCAGCAGGGCCGUCACCGUGGUCAUCGCAGUAAUCAUGUACACCAACAAAUGGACACUCAGUGAAGCCUACAAGCAUGUCAAGAAAUGUUGUAGUGCAAUGAGGCCAAAUCGAGGCUUCGUAGAACAGCUGUCACAAUGGGAGGAGGAUAUUUUAGGAAAGAAGAGAACAGAUAUUGCUGAUCCUAAUUUUUAA
Messenger RNA from Candidula unifasciata, 909 nucleotides. NCBI's taxonomy places the organism in Eukaryota, Metazoa, Mollusca, Gastropoda, Stylommatophora, Geomitridae. The record is from the annotation of a GenBank genome assembly.